AUAGCACGUAGUACGAUCUCCUUGUUACUACUAGUUAUCCCAUUGUUUAGUAUGAUUAUUAAAUACUAAAAACGUUGCCAAAAGAAUUUUGACGUAUUAUUGGUACUACGGAAAAGCCCAUUUCCAUGAUAUAGGCACUACACAACAAGUACACACUACAGUAUUCGGUUGAGAACAACUCAGGCAGAGUUGAAGGGAGUGCGUGUACGCACAGUAUACUAGAAUUACAUUAAAUUAAUUACUGUAACAUAUUUGUAAACAAUCUACUGGAAGUUAACAACAAAUGAAUAUUAACUCGUAUUAUUUAAUCAAUAAAGCUUCAUGACAAUUGAAUAGCGAUAAAAGUACAUUGAAAUAUACUUCACUUGAUUGUUACCAAACAACAUAUAACAAUGUUUUUUCCUUGGGAAAUAUGGGAUAAUAUUUUUAUUCACGCGGAUCCUGUGACACUUACAAAUUUAAAGACAGUUUGUAAAUAUUGGAACGAAACCAUUUCUAAUGUCCUAAAGAUUAGUACUUCAUGGCAUAAGUUAUGUAAAUCUGAAAUUCCUGAGCAAUUUUGGACCACUCUGUGUGAAACCAUAAAUCCAUCAAAAUUUCAUAGUAACAUACAUGCAAGUAAUGCUGAAUACUGGAUGCUGAUGUAUAAACUAUGGAUGAAAUGUAAAAAUAUGACAAAAUGUAGUUCUCAAGUUAAUUCUCUUGAACUUAUGAAAUCGCAUCUUUCCGAACAUAUUAGUUGUGUGACCACUUCAGGAAAUUUAAUAGCAGUGGGAACAUCAGAAGGAUUCAUUCAUUUCUAUGAUAUGUCUGAUUUAUCUGCAUCCAAACGAUAUGUUGAUCACGUGGCAUAUUUGAAAAGUAUAAAUUUUUUUAGUGAUGAUAAAAGCUUUACUUGUAUAUGUCGUUGCAUAAAUGAUAAUAUAAGCGUUUGGGACAUGAAAACUCUGAAAAAAAUUAAUAGCACCCGUGGGGGAUUAAUUUGUACCAGUUAUAAUUUUUGUUAUACGGUAAGACAAAGUCUAGUAACUAUUGAAGGAAGUGUAGAAAGAAAGAGCCAUCGUUUUGGCUACGAUAAAAUUGUUGCGAUUUGUGCAGAUAACAACAAGGUAAUCUUCUAUACAGAAAGCGGAUAUUAUGUUCAAGCAACUUUUGACAUGAAAACUAAUGAAAACUCGGUUUCGGAUUCUGUAAGCGUUAAUGAAGAAACAUGCAUUCGCACAUGUGUUCAUCCACAUAUACGAAUUCGUCAUUAUUACAUAUUUAGGCCAAAUAUAAUUGUUUGCAUAACAGUUGAUGGGAAAUUGGGCUUUUCGAUACAAGGACAAGAGUGGAAAAUCUAUAACAUAUUUCCUAUUUUACAUGGCGUACCCACUGCAGUAUUAAUAUAUACCAAUUUACUAAUUUUGGGUUUAGAUUCAGGAAACGUUCAUAUAUUUUAUAUAAAAGAUUUCGCUACGAUCGAGUUCGACAAGACUAGAUCGAAAACAUUAAUUCUCGAGAGCACAGGUGUUGUUUCUCUCAAUAUAAUGGUUUAUACUGAAUUAUGUUUAAUAGUCGGAUAUCAUACAAAAAUUUAUGUCAUUACGUUUAUUUAAGAUAAUUAUCUAUUAUAUACAUAUAGUAAAAAACAGUUUGA
Ceratina calcarata is the source of this 1639-nucleotide messenger RNA. RefSeq lists its product as uncharacterized. Lineage: Eukaryota; Metazoa; Arthropoda; Insecta; Hymenoptera; Apidae. The record is from RefSeq and is a predicted model, not a curated record. Gene Ontology annotation, molecular function: protein binding. The transcript is spliced from 8 exons. The coding region runs from base 393 to 1598 and encodes 401 amino acids.